This is a messenger RNA of Saccostrea echinata, 1665 nucleotides long. RefSeq lists its product as uncharacterized. Gene Ontology annotation, molecular function: protein binding; zinc ion binding. The coding region runs from base 1 to 1665 and encodes 554 amino acids. Lineage: Eukaryota; Metazoa; Mollusca; Bivalvia; Ostreida; Ostreidae. The transcript has a single exon. The record is from RefSeq and is a predicted model, not a curated record.
AUGGCUGCUGCCUCCAUCCAGGGUCAGGAGGUCAUAACCUGUGACCUUUGUGUCAAACCUGUCCAGCAAUUCUGUAACAGCUGCCAAGUCGGUCUGUGUGAGGACUGCAUCAACAAACAUGUCAAGAGCCUCAAGUCCAUGAAGCAUGACAUUGUUCCUUUCACAAAGCGUACAGUACAGCUUGUGUUCCCUCAGUGUACAUCUCAUUCUCACCAGAGAUGUGAGGCCCACUGUCAACAGUGUGAUGCCCCCGUCUGCCUUAAGUGUCUCACAGGGCCUAACCACAGAGGUCACGAAUUUGAUGACAUGGCAGAUAUCAUUGUCAAGAAGAAAGAGGAAAUUAAGAGAGAAAAUGAAGAGAUUGAGUUCAUUAUUUCCAAGAACACAGCACAAGAUGUGGAUGUGGAAAACAAUCUUUCAGUUUCCAUGGUUCACUUUGCAGAUAUUGAAAAACAUGCAACUGAUCAAAGAAAACAGUGGCACCUAGAGGUGGACAACAUCUUUGGUAACCUUGAAACACUAAUCCAGUCACUUAGAGAUCAUCAUAUUACAACUCUAAAAUCAUGCCAGUCCCAACUCAGAAGUCAGAAUUCCAGUAUGAUCCAAACUGUUCAAGAAAACAAAGAAAUUCUGAAGUCUAACAAAGUGUCUGAUGUCAACAACUACCUAUCUAAACUGAAGGAAUACAGGAACAUUCCACCAAUACCUGAUCUACCAUUGCCCUCUCUUCAAACAAACACAGUCCAAGGGAGAGAACUCAGCAUAGAAUUAGGAGAAUACAAGGCUACACUGACACAGACAUCACUAUUCAGUCUGACAGAUGAUGUCUCCUUUUUAUCUGUUAAAGAAUUAUUAGAAGAAGCCAAAGUGAUUGCAAACAUCCCAACAAAUAUAACAAACUUAUUUAAAGUGGUUUGUAUUGGAUCUGAUAGAGCCUGCUGGAUUAAUGGUGAAGACAAUGUGAUGACAUGUGUAAAUGUGAAUGGUUCUAUUCUAGACACUGUCACCACUACAUGUAAAAGUUACCCUUUUGAGAUAGCAGUGACCAAUCAGGGAGAACUGUUAUACAGUGAUGUCAAAAGCAAAACUGUGAACAUCGUCAGAGAUGGGAAGACAGAGACACUGAUCACCAUACCAAGGGGAUGGUAUCUAGGGGGGCUGUGCUGUACCAGGUCAGGGGACAUUCUAGUCAGUAUAUAUACUGCUGAUUAUAAACAGUGCAAAAUAGUCCGUUACCAGGGGCAAGGGGUGACACAGGAAAUAGAGAAAGAUGACCACGGUGAUCCAAUCUAUCAAGGAGGGGAAUACACAGUGUAUGUGGUGGAGAACAACAAUGGAGACAUAGUGGUCUCUGAUCAGAAUGCUGAAGUAGUAGUAGUGGUGGACAGGAAAGGGAAAAUUGUCUUCAGAUACAGUGACAAACCACCAGGGGGGAAGGAAGCAUUCAGCCCAAGACAAAUAGUGACAGACUCCAGGGGUCACAUCAUUGUAGUAGAUGGCAGUAAUGAAUGUCUACACGUGUUAAAUCAAAAUGGACGACUCCUGAGAUGUGUGGACAAUUGUGGACUAGAUGUUCCUGAUGGUCUGAGUGUGGAUAGUGAAGGGAGGUUGUGGGUAGGGUUAUAUAAUUCAGGAGAAAUAAAAGUCAUCCAGUACAUAAAAUAG